This is a messenger RNA of Sander lucioperca (pikeperch), 744 nucleotides long. Its product is annotated as claudin-like protein ZF-A89. The transcript has a single exon. NCBI's taxonomy places the organism in Eukaryota, Metazoa, Chordata, Actinopteri, Perciformes, Percidae. Gene Ontology annotation, molecular function: structural molecule activity. Gene Ontology annotation, biological process: cell adhesion; bicellular tight junction assembly. The coding region runs from base 42 to 674 and encodes 210 amino acids. The record is from RefSeq and is a predicted model, not a curated record. Gene Ontology annotation, cellular component: plasma membrane; bicellular tight junction.
UCUUUUUCAUUGUUGAUUCUGCUCAGUGUGAGACAAACAUUAUGGCAUCUUCAGGUCUCCAUAUUUUGGGCAUCUUUCUGGCAACCAUCGGCUUCCUGGGUGAUAUCAUCAUCUGCGCCCUGCCCAUGUGGAAGGUGUCUGCUUUCAUCGGGAACAACAUCGUAACAGCGCAGACCUUUUGGGAGGGCCUGUGGAUGAACUGUGUGAUGCAGAGCACUGGACAGAUGCAGUGCAAGGUCUACGACUCCAUGCUGGCCCUUCCCUCUGAUUUGCAGGCGGCCCGGGCCCUGGUUGUGAUCUCCAUCCUGGUCGUCUUGAUGGGAAUCCUGCUUGCCGUCGCAGGGGGAAAAUGCACCAACUGCAUUGAAGAUGAGGGGGCCAAGAGCAAGGUAGCCAUCGCCGCGGGGGUGUUCUUCAUCGUCGGUGGUGUUCUGUGCCUGAUCCCCGUGUCUUGGUCCGCUAACACGGUCAUCAGUGACUUCUACAACCCCAUUUUGAGCGAUCCACAGAGGAGGGAACUCGGAGCGUCCCUGUUCAUCGGUUGGGGAUCAGCAGGACUCCUGUUGAUUGGAGGAGCUCUUCUCUGCUGCCAGUGUCCGCAGCCUAAGGAUGGCGGGUACUCUGUCAAAUAUUCUGCCCCACGCACAGCAGCCAGUGGAGGAGCCUAUGUUUGAAAUGUCAUCAUGCUUGUCUUACUCUAGGAAACUGGACUGAACUCUUUAAAAUUUAAUGUUUUAUGGUCUU